Ustilago hordei is the source of this 2598-nucleotide messenger RNA. RefSeq lists its product as uncharacterized. Gene Ontology annotation, molecular function: DNA replication origin binding. The record is from RefSeq and is a predicted model, not a curated record. The transcript has a single exon. Lineage: Eukaryota; Fungi; Basidiomycota; Ustilaginomycetes; Ustilaginales; Ustilaginaceae. Gene Ontology annotation, biological process: DNA replication. Gene Ontology annotation, cellular component: nucleus; nuclear origin of replication recognition complex. The coding region runs from base 1 to 2598 and encodes 865 amino acids.
AUGCCGCGGCAACCAACCAAAAGACGCAAAAUCGCCCAGGACCUCGAUGUGGAAGGCGAUGAAGAUUGGCAGUCCGACGAACUCUCUUCCCUCCCCGCAACUGAUGAUGAAGACUCCUCCUCUUCUUCUUCCGGCUCUGACCCCGGUUCCGACUCUGGCUCGAACUCGGACGAAGAAGAUGUAAUCGACAUGCUCAAAAAUCCAAAAGGCAAAUCUAGAGUGAGCAAGGUCGAAGUAGUCAUCCCUCUCACCACUCCUUCCGGCGAAACUCCAGCGAAACGAAAACGUGGUCGACCACCCAAAGAACCCGAGCCUAAAGAACCCAAAAAACGAGGUCGUCCACGCAAGUAUGCCCCCGGAGAGAAACGUCCUCGUCGUUCCCGCCGCAAGCUCAACCCUGAUGGGAGUUUUAAAAAGCGAGGAAGACCAAAGAAAGUAGUGGAUCCAGAUGCAGUCAUGAUGAAAGUGCCAAAACGACGCGGGAGGCCGCCGAAACCCGUGGAAGAAGGUGCGGAGGAUUCCAAACGCAAGAGAAGCGGUGAUGGGGGAGGAGCGGGGAAGAGGAAGAGGAAGCGCGAGUUUGAUUUGUUAGCGGGAUUGGAUUUGGAGUUUGACGACGAGGAUGGAGCGGGUAUUGUUCCUGGUGUUGGUGGUGGGGGUGAGGAGGAGGAGGAGGAGUGGGAGGAUGAGGUCGAUUCGCCAAGGAAACAGGAUGAUCUGUUGGCGAAGUUGAGGAGAAGGAUCUUGUAUAGACAGGCAGAUGCGGAGUUGCAGGACUUUGUGGAUAGUUUGGGGCCGGAUGGUGAACCGAGGGCAUCUACCUCGAAGGUUGGUGCGAAUGGUGCUGCUGCUGCAGAAGCAGAGGAGAAUGUGGAUGAAGGACCCAGGCCGGGCUUGCCUCUGAUGACAAAGUUCACGAACGAUGACGGCGUUCCAUCAUCGGAAAAGCGGAAAGAGCGACAACCAUUCGAGCCCACAGCAGACGCACAGAGCAAUGGAGCAAUGUCAGCACUCGCCGAAGCAGCCGUAACCGCUGCCGAAUCUGAAGAACAAGCCAAGUUGGCGGCAUCAAAACCAAAGGGUCGACCAGUAGGAUCGAAAAACCGUAAACCAGAUUGGGAAAACAACCCCCUUCUCCUUGCUUCUCGUGCUUCCAACGGUGUCGAUCAUGGCUCCUCGCUCUCGCUCUAUGGCGCUCCUUCGGCUGCUGCUAGCACCAACACCAGCAGCGGAGGAUCCAGCCUAGUCAAACCAACAUCAUCAGAUGCAUACUUCCUAUUCAACACCUCCAAACGCGCACGUGGGUUAGCAGGAAUGUCCAUCUCCACCUCCUCCUCUCUCAUCUCUUCCAAACUCCCAGCGCUCGACUCUAGGAAUCUCGAACGCGUGGUUGCAACCCAAACCUGCGCUGACACUACCCUCUCGGACCUAGCUAUGAAGAUGUACCGUCGCCUGCUCCCAGUGUAUUUGGCGCAGCUGCUGGCGGGGUAUGCAAUCAUCUUCCACGGCGUGGGUAGCAAGACGAAGCUUCUCACAGAGCUGGUUUCGCGUCGAAUAGAAGCGGAGGGGGAUGCAGUAGGAGUGGUGGCUCAGGGAGCGAUGAAAGGAUUCAAAGUGGAAGAUAUGCUGGGGGGAAUAGAGCGUGCGGUGGGAUUGGGGAAUUUGACGAUGAGUGCAGCUGCCACUAACGAUGAGGAGACAGCUAGAGCGGGGAUGGUCGUCUCUACCCUCACUGCAGCUCGAGCGGAAAGGAUUGUACGAUGGUUCUCAACCUCGCACUCCACAGCAGCGGGACCAACAAAGCUCUUCUUAAUACUCGAAACGUUCGAUGCGCCUGGCAUGCAAUCUUUACGAUUCAAAAGCGUACUCGAAACCCUAGCGAAAAGCCACAACAUCCACAUCAUGGCCACUACAGAACACGUCAAUUCGGGUUUCAUCGCUUUUACUACCGGUCAACAGUCUUCUCCCCCCCUCACUCCCACUCCUACUCAACCCCUUGUAGAAGUCGAAGUAGGGAAGGGUAGAGGAAGAUUGUGCUGGAUCUGGCAAAACAUGUCAACCUUCAUACCAAGUUUGGAUGAGAUGCUGAUCAUGCGUUCCAAUCCUGCUUUUGCUUCGUGGAUGCCUUCCCUCCCUCUAGCUCUCGAUCUCAUUGGUUCUGCCGCUUCACUCUCUUCUCGUCCGACCCAACCUUCUGGAAGCACCUUUUCUAUUAGUGGGGAAGCAAGUGGAGGGGUGGCGUUCUACAACGGUCUCCAAGUAUCCGAUUCCUUCCGAACCGUAUCGGAGACUUCGGCGAUAUCAAUUCUCAAAUCGGUCACUACAAAGGCUAGGGCACUGUUCAACCUUCUUGCCAAACAAACACUUUCCAUUGGUGAGGGAGAAGUGGGGAAUGGAGUUGGCGGCGUGGCGUAUGCAGACUUACUAAAUAAGGCGAAGAGGUCAUUUUUGGUAUCGAACGAGGCAGAUUUCAAAUCGUUGCUGAUCGAGUUCAAAGAUCAUCAUCUAUGUCACAUCUCCAAGCAAGGGGUGAUUGGGAUCGGUUUGGCGGAUGCGAAGGUUUUGCAGAGCGUGUUGGAUCGGUUGAAGUCCAUCUAG